Messenger RNA from Colletes gigas, 1807 nucleotides. RefSeq names its product T-complex protein 1 subunit beta (gene CCT2). Gene Ontology annotation, cellular component: chaperonin-containing T-complex; cytosol. The record is from RefSeq and is a predicted model, not a curated record. Lineage: Eukaryota; Metazoa; Arthropoda; Insecta; Hymenoptera; Colletidae. Gene Ontology annotation, biological process: protein folding. Bases 115 to 1719 code for a protein of 534 amino acids. The transcript is spliced from 7 exons. Gene Ontology annotation, molecular function: ATP hydrolysis activity; ATP binding; ATP-dependent protein folding chaperone.
CCCAGUAGAAGCGCCAUCUUGAGAACGGUAACAUCUUGUAAUUGCACUUUCCUGUGAAGUUAAAGUAACGUUAUUUGCUUGUAAAUUGAUCGGUUAUUUUAACAGUGAUUCAGAAUGGUUUCCUUGAAUCCUGUUAGGAUCCUCAAGAACGAUGCGGAGGAAGAGAAGGCAGAAAUUGCCAGGCUAAGUUUAUUUGUAGGCGCAAUAGCCAUUGGUGAUUUAGUAAAGUCUACACUUGGACCAAAGGGUAUGGAUAAGUUAAUGGUAUCUUUUGGCCGAUCCGCAGGACAAGUUCAAGUAACUAAUGAUGGAGCAACUAUUCUAAAAAAUGUUGGUGUGGAUAAUCCAGCUGCUAAAAUUUUGGUAGAUAUGUCACGUGUGCAAGAUGAUGAAGUUGGGGAUGGCACUACUUCUGUAACUGUCCUUGCUGCUGAAUUAUUAAGAGAAGCAGAGAAAUUAAUUGAUCAAAAGAUUCAUCCACAAACUAUAAUUGCUGGUUGGAGAAAAGCAACUAAUGUAGCACAAGAGGCUUUAAAGAAUACAGCGAUUGAUAAUUCUGCAGAUACUGAGUGUUUCCGCGAAGAUCUAUUAAAUAUUGCACGUACAACUUUAAGCUCAAAAAUUUUAUCACAAUACAAAGAGCAUUUCAGUAAGCUUGCAGUGGAUGCUGUAUUGCGCCUUAAAGGGUCCGGCAAUUUGUCGGCUAUUCAAGUGAUCAAAAAACGUGGAGGAACCUUGUAUUCUUCUUUCCUCGAUGAUGGAUUUUUACUGGAUAAGAAGCCCGGUGUACAUCAACCGCAAAAAGUCACAGAUGCUCGUAUACUUCUAGCUAAUACCCCUAUGGACACAGAUAAAAUUAAAGUGUUUGGAUCUAGAGUUCGAGUCGAUUCAAUGGCAAAAAUUGCAGAAUUAGAAGUAGCAGAGAAAGAGAAGAUGAAGGAUAAAGUUGAAAAGAUCAUAAAACAUGGCUGCAACGUUUUCAUUAACAGACAGUUGAUCUAUAAUUAUCCAGAACAAUUGUUUGCUGAUGCCAACAUUAUGGCUAUUGAGCAUGCUGAUUUUGAUGGUAUUGAAAGACUUGCUCUUGUUACUGGUGGAGAAAUAGUUAGUACUUUUGACAACCCUGAAAUGGUGAAACUUGGAAAGUGUGAUACCAUUGAACAGGUAAUGAUAGGUGAAGAUGUACUGUUAAAAUUCUCUGGAGUUCCUUUGGGAGAAGCUUGUACGGUAGUACUUAGAGGUGCCACGCAACAAAUCCUCGACGAAGCAGAACGAUCAUUGCACGAUGCUCUGUGCGUAUUAGCAGCUACAGUGCGUGAAUCUAGAAUUGUUUAUGGCGGAGGAUGCAGCGAGAUGGUAAUGGCUUGUGCUGUCAUGAAUGCGGCGGUUGCCACUCCCGGAAAGGAAGCAGUCGCAAUGGAAUCCUUUGCUCGAGCUCUGCAACAAUUACCCACUGUUAUUGCUGAUAAUGCAGGUUAUGAUUCAGCUCAGCUAAUCAGUGAACUUCGAGCUGCGCACAAUUUUGGCACAUGUUCAAUGGGUCUCGAUAUGCAAGAAGGAAAAUUAGGGUGCAUGAAACAAUUGGGAGUAACGGAGUCUUGGGUUGUGAAGAGGCAAGUUUUACUUAGCGCGGCAGAAGCAGCAGAAAUGAUUUUACGGGUGGAUAAUAUCUUACGAGCGGCGCCCAGAAAACGCGUGAAAGACCGUGGACAUUGUUAGUCACAGCCACUGUGACUCUUCCACUAUUUUUAAUUUGUUUGCAUUGUGCUUUUCCCAUGAUACGAAUUAUGAUUACGUUAUCAAUAAC